Molecule: messenger RNA, 3577 nt
Organism: Arachis duranensis
Lineage: Eukaryota; Viridiplantae; Streptophyta; Magnoliopsida; Fabales; Fabaceae
Product: transcription factor MYB3R-1
Exons: 12
Coding region: 310-3270 (986 amino acids)
Biological process (GO): regulation of DNA-templated transcription
Cellular component (GO): nucleus
Molecular function (GO): RNA polymerase II cis-regulatory region sequence-specific DNA binding; DNA-binding transcription factor activity, RNA polymerase II-specific
Source: RefSeq, a predicted model, not a curated record
UUGAAUGAAAAAAAUUGUUUGGAUUGUCUUCCAUUGACUCGCUCACUCUGUUUCUCUCUCUAAAAUCUUCUUCCAAAAUCUGCAUCCGUAGAUCUCUCUUCGCAAUCCCCGUUUGGAUCUUCAGAUGCGCGCCGUUUCGAUCGCGUUAUUAGUCGUUUCUCGCACUCGCAUUCUGAAGCAAUGUACUCUCAGAUUCAUACUGAUUCAUGUUUAAGGGCGGGACUAUAAUGAUCUGGGGAGCCAAGUGCAAAGAGAAUUAUAAUCGAGUGGGAAUUGGGGUGUGGUAUUUUUCUUAUCUGCCAACAAACUAUGGAAGGUGACAGGGAAAUCAUUGCUGCACCAAAUGGUGUAGUUGAUGGUGUUCAGAGAAUUAGAGCAUUGCACGGGAGGACGACUGGUCCUACAAGGCGUUCUACAAAAGGACAAUGGACUGCCGAAGAGGAUGAGAUUUUGCGUAAAGCUGUUCAGCGUUUUAAAGGAAAGAAUUGGAAAAAAAUAGCUGAGUGUUUCAAGGAUAGAACUGAUGUCCAGUGCCUGCAUAGAUGGCAGAAAGUCCUAAAUCCAGAUCUUGUCAAAGGUCCAUGGUCUAAAGAGGAAGAUGAAAUAAUUAUCGAAUUAGUGAAUCAAUAUGGGCCUAAAAAGUGGUCUACUAUUGCUCAGAGUUUACCUGGACGUAUUGGUAAGCAAUGUCGAGAAAGGUGGCAUAAUCAUCUUAAUCCUUCAAUAAACAAGGAAGCAUGGACACAGGAAGAGGAGUUGGCUCUAAUACGUGCUCAUCAAAUUUAUGGAAAUAAAUGGGCAGAACUAACAAAGUUCUUACCUGGAAGGACAGACAAUGCCAUAAAAAACCACUGGAACAGUUCUGUAAAAAAGAAAUUGGAUUCUUACUUGGCGUCAGGCUUGAUUACUCCGUUAUCAAAUGUACCGCUUGUUGGAAAUCCCAAUCAACCCAUGGCCUCAACCUCUUCAAAGUUGCAGUCUAGUGGAGAUGAAGCUGGUCAUAGGGGGACUGAAGGAGAGGAAGUUUCACAAUGUAGCCAGGAGUCAGCUAAUGCCACACAGUUUCCAUCUGCCAAAGAGAUGAGCAAUGUUUUACAAUACAGAGAGGAAUACAGAGGAAACGAAGAAUAUGGUCCUGGAAAGGGGUAUAGUCCUAGUCAAGCUUCUUGUUCAGAGCCAUAUUAUGUUUCUCUGGACGACAUCACUAUAUCUAUCCCAGAGAUGCCUCGCCAAGUGACUUCCUCCUCUCAAUUCAUUGAGCAAAAUUACUCACAAGAACCUGUAAAUCCAGCAGCCGGGGAUUGCCAUCAUAAUUUGCUUUCCUUGCCCAAUAUUUCCUCACUGGGUUUUGUGCAGGAAUCCACACAGUUGCAAAAUGAGUGUAUGGUUCAUGCUCACAGUGAAGGCCAUGAUAUGGCCGAUGCUCCAUUUCAGACUUCUGUAGAGCUAGCUGUUUCGACAUCCAUAAGACCUACUGCUAUGGACUCGCUACGAGAGCACAUGUUGAUAUCUGAUGAUGAAUGUUGCAGAGUUUUAUUUUCAGAGGCAAUAAGUGAUGACGGCCCUUCUUCUGUGGACUAUAAUAAAGGUGUACAUAUGGUUGACUUGUCUGGGUGCACUUCCAUUCUUCACGAGUCGUCUUUGCCAUCUGCCUCAGUACCUACUGCUAAUGAUGGUAGAUUGCAGUGUACUUCAGAAACAAAACAUUUACUUCAGCCUGAGGAUCAGCAGUUUGUCUCCAGAGCACACGAUGUUUAUGCUAAUGACUUAGCCAGUGCUUCUUCUAUUUAUGGUAUAUGUAGUGCAGAAAUGCAAGAGGAAUCUGAUAUAGUGAAUGACACUUCAAAAUUGAUCCCUGUAAAUAGUUUUGGCUGUGGACCAGAUACUAAAAAAACUGACCAUUCUAUCAUGGAAAAGCCGAAUGGGCAUGCAGAACAGGAAGACACAGGAGCUUUAUGUUAUGAACCUCCCCGUUUUCCUAGUUCGGAUAUUCCUUUCUUCAGCUGUGAUCUUGUACAAUCUGGCAGUGAUAUGCAGCAAGAAUUUAGUCCCCUUGGUAUUCGCCAGUUUAUGAUGUCCUCUAUGAACUGUCUGACUCCCUUUAGGUUAUGGGACUCACCUCGUCAUGAUAAAAGCCCGGAUGCUUUGUUGAAAAGUGCUGCUAAAACCUUCACAGGUACACCAUCAAUAUUAAAGAAACGACACCGUGAUUUUUUGUCUCCUCUAUCAGAUAAGAGACUUGACAAGAAACUUGAGACAUCCAACUUGAUAAAAAACUUUUCCCGACUGGAUGUCAUGUUUGAUGACAGUGAGACUCAGAAAGCAGAUCCACUUUCUCCAUCUCCAUUGAAGGAAAAUCUUGGGCCAUCUUCUGAAAUGGAACAAGUAGACAAGAAAAAUGAACCACCAAUGCUGGACGACAAUAAAUCAGUAAAUGAUAAAGAUGCUAGUGAUUUUCUGGAUAAGACCGAGCAACGAGCUCUCGAUGUUGAUUCUAAGAGGAACGAUGAUGUUAACACUACCGUUGAGAUUGUGCAACAACAUUCUGGAGUCUUGGUUGACCGUGAUCCGAAUAACUUGCUGUUGAAUUCUCCUAAGCAAGUUGGUGUGAAAUCAGACAUAGUAUUAAGUGCUAGAACAAAUAAACAUGCAUGCUCAAGUGUUAAGUCUCCUUGUAUUCGUGUGAAGGAGAAUGAGAGAGUUUCAAUUGCUCUUACAUGUGUACAAUCUGUUUGUUCAACAGCCGCCGUAGAAAACUUGGGUGAUCAAACAGGAAAAGAUGGAGGGUUUGAAACAUCCAGCAUAUUUAAUGAAACACCUUUUAGGAGAAGCCUUGAAUCACCUUCACCGUGGAAAUCUCCUUGGUUCAUAAAUACAUUUUUGUCUAGCCCCAGGAUUGAUACCGAAAUUACAAUUGAGGAUUUUGGGAUAUUCAUGAGCCCAUGUGAUAGAAGCUAUGAUGCAAUUGGGUUGAUGAAACAGGUUAGCGAACAAACUGCUGCUCAAUAUGCCAAUGCUCAUGAAAUUUUGGAAAAUGAAACUCCUAAGGCGUUACCAAAAGAUGCAUCUAGAAACAACAGGGAUGAGAACAAGGAAAAUAAUGAUCCACAGAAGCAGCAUGGGAACCAUUCUCAAUUGACUUCAAAAGCUUUGGUGGAGCGACGCAUACUUGACUUCAGUGAAUGCGGAUCACCAGGCAAGGGUGACAGCAGCAAAUCAUCAAGCAUGAUCUUAGAAAGUCCGUCGUCAUAUUUGAAGGAUUGUAGAUAGCUAUUCAAUUGUGUUAUUGCCAAAGCAAGUCUCCGGUUGCUUUGCUAUUCAUGUUUGAGUUUAUUUUUUAUACAUAGCAUGCAAUUUUUUAGGAUUUCUUUUUCUCUUUCUUUUUUAGUUAUUUAGUUUUUACAGUGAACAAGACUUGAAUUGUAAGAAAUAUUCCAUAUCAGUUCGUGAUGAUAUCACCUAUUCAGUGGCAAGAUUUAGACAUUUCUACAGCUUCGAUGUGUUGACUGUUGAACUUAGGCAGGAUUUUCGUACAAUUUGAAUUUGCUGAAUCAUAGCUGUUGAUAUUAUACUCUAA